AUCUAGAUUUACCCUGCCGGGAACGUCAUUCUGGUUCCAAUAAAAAUAUCUCGUUGAGUGACUGAGUGCGGUGGUGUAGGGAACGGAAAACAUCAUUUGCAUAGGAGAUUGUAUGGAUUGUGUGGCUGUGAACGGAUUAUACACGGUAAAUGGAGUUUGGUACGGUUGGUCCCAAAAUAGCACCAUGUUGUUCCAGUGGUCAAUAAUGUACACAUGACCGCAAUGGUCAUACAGCGUGUUUUCUCGUUCACAUUCACUGGUAUUUCUGAUUCUGGUGUGGGAUUAUAUGCUCUAUUAUUUACUCUAUCGAGGUUUGUCAUCGGCUCGGUGAUCGAUUAUGAAUCGACAAAACGUGUCCUAUGCAAGAAUAAUACAUAAGUUUCGUUCCACGAUGGAAUUACAGAAUUGAGUGGAAUAACAUAUCUCUUACACUCCGAUUAAAGUCUGCCGACGACAAUCACAAACUGGUUUUAUAAAAGCUAGCUCAUCCGAAAAUCAAAACGGGACGACCGAUGAAAAUCAUGUCAUAUAGGUCGAGCCAUGAAAUCCAAGGUCGAUUCCGCUUUUACGACAACGAAGAACAUUUACAGCGGGAUUGGAAGCAGCACGCACGCGCCAACAUCCGGCAGCCGACAUUUUUGGAGGGAAUUCUUCUCAAGGCUCUAGAUCCAGACCACCCGUUCCAGUACGUGGAUUACGCGGUGUAUUGCACGAGCCUCGCUCCUGCCACGAACAUUCCAGCAGUGAACAACAACAACAAACCCCCUGUCUUUCGCAACUGCCGCAAGCUUCCAUCGCCCCGGAAUGGGCCCAGUCGCAUUCUCUCCUCAGGUGUCUAUGACGAACUCGAGUAUAUUCUACGCAACGAAGUGAAACCCCUGCCGCGGACUCCAGUCAGUAAGGACAGUGUCUACUUCAUGUCCGUGUUCCAGACGGACGGACACGUCGAGCGGCUUGAAGAAACGUGGAAAACGUGGAGUGGAGCGGACUUCAUUUUGUGGAAAUGUCCGGAACGCUUGAAACUACGGCGUGUGACGUUUUUCAAGUCCACUGUCGACGCCGACCUGUAUACAUUUGUGAUACUAUGCGAAUGCGAAGAUGGGUUGACAGUGUUGGACGUGGCAAAAGAGUUUCUCGAGCGGCUCCGGGACCGCAGGUGCGGUCUCGUAGGCCUAUAUCAGGUCGAACGGUAUUACAUAGCGUCAAAAACGCCAAAAACGUAAAGAAAGAAAUUAAGAGACGUUAUUACGCCACUAAGGGAACAUUCGCGUCAUCACAGUAUUAUGGCGUAUAUAAGCAAAUAUUUUUUUAAACGUUCGGUUGAUAAUGGAAAAUCAAAAUUAGUUUGAUUAUAAAGAAGAUUAUACAAAAUCAUUUCUGCUCGUGUGUUAAGGCUUUCGAAAAUAGUGGAAUGUAAGCUGUACUCUGGACAUUCACUCCAGUCAAGCAUAUGGUUAGACUAGACGCGAGAUCGGUUUCGUGUACGUCAUCGCACUUAUGGAGAGACAUACAGACAUUAUUUAAUUGCAAUUUCGAUUACGACGAGGUUUUCAUUUCAUCGUUGUAUAUACUGUGGUCCAUGUCAUAUAUCACUAUUUAACUGCAAGACCAGGGCGGGGAUUCACAAAUCUCCGAAGGAAAAUCUUUUCUUAAGAUGCAUGAAAGUUUCAUUUUCAGUAUAAAUUAUUGUUUCUGUUACAACGUAAUAUCUCUGGAAUGUUUUACAAGUUAAUUGUAAAAAGAUAAAAACAAAACACAUAUCAAACUUCAAAGACUGAAAAAUAUUAUCAAAAUCCAUACUCUAAGGAACCGUACUCAAUAAGCCAUUUAGGUACAACUUCUGACAUUAUUUAAAUUGAUGAAAUGUCCUAAGGCUAUAACUAAUUCGUGUUUAGACCUGUGUUCAUAUUAUCAUUUAAACAAAUUAAUGUUGCAAAAAUUAUUAAUAUUUUAUCCGUCUAUAAGAAGACCAAAAUAUAGCGCAGACAAUUUUAUCUGAAAUCAAUUAAGUGCAUCUUACGUUAUGAUUUGCCUUAAGCGCUUUGUGAACACGGACUCGGGUCAUCCACUGACUGGUCCGUUUCGUUUGGUAUGCUCAUGUUUAAGCUCUGAUUUAUGUUCCAACGAAGUUUUUUUUUUAAAUUUGUUACAUGCGAGCUAUUCUUUAUUAUGAUUAUUAAGUCCGUAAUCAGACACCACACGUUCAGACGUCACAAUGUAAAUAAGAAUCAAAUUUUAAGUUUGUAGAUGUUUCAUACCUAUCACUAUAUACCCUUCUGUGCACUACUUUAAUGGGACUUACCUUGACCACCGAACACAUACGCUUGUAUUCAGGUCUAUGCAUAAAAUGCUUCGCGACACAACAUAUUUGUUACAAAAUGGAUAUGGCAAUGACCAGUGUUAUUGCGUUUGUUAUCUUAACGUUAGUAACAAGCCAAAUAUCGUGAUACGUAGCAAAUUAGAACUUGAACAUUGAUUCGUGUUUUUUUUAAGCAAUAGUUGGGUAGAAUAUUUCUCUAUAUUACUAAUACCAAACUCAUCACAGUGGUCGCUGUGCGAUGCGACAAGUAUCGAUACCAAAGUCAUCACAGUGGUCGCUCUGCGAUGCAAAAAUUAUCUAUACCAAACUUAGCACAGUGGUCGCUCUGCGAUGCACCAACUAUCGAUACCAAUGGUCGCUCUGCGAUGCACCAAUUAUCGAUACCAAACUCAGCACAGUGAUUGCUCUUCGAUGCACAAAUUAUCGAUAUCAAACUCAGCACAAUGAUCGCUCUCUUAUUGAUACCUUACUCAUUACAGUGGUUUCCGUGAUGUGUUGUUUUGUCGAUACCAAACGUCUAACAGUGGUCUCUCUGCUGUAUUGUUAUUAUCAGUGCCAAACUCACCACAGUGGUCUCUCUGCUAUGAUGUACUUAUCGAUACAAAAAUUCACCAAAGUGCGUGUGUCCCCCCCCCCCCCCUGCUAUGUUGUUAUUAUCGAUAUCAAACCCACCACAUGUUUUUUCACUGAUAUUCUGAUAUUAUCGAUACUAAACUCAAUACAUUGUUCUCCCUGCUAUGUUGUAAUUAUUGAUACUAAACUUGAAAGAUUGAUUGUCCUUCUAUGUUGAAAAUUUCGAUAUCAAACGCAACACAGUGGUCCCUAUGAUUUGCUGUAAUUAUACCAAACUCACAAUAGCGGUCUCCCCUACUAUGCUGUAAUUACUAAUCUCAGCUCAGCGUUAUCGAUAUCAAACCAACCACCGUGGUGUCCCCUGUUAUUAUGCUUUCAUUAUCGAUACCAAACUCGUCGCAGUGGUCUUACCUACUUGUAUUUAAUUAUAUAUAACAAAAUCACCAGUGUGUCCCAUGCUAUGUUGUUAUUAUCGAUAACAAACUUGCAACAGUUAUCUUCCUUCUAUUUCGUAAUUAUCAAAAGCAAAUUCCUCACAAUGCUUUCACUUGCUUUGAUGUAAUUAUCAAUACCGAAUUCCUAAAGUGGUCUCUCGUACAAUGCUGUAAAUUAUCUGUUCCAAACCUUACACGGUUUUUUCAUAUGAAACUGUGUUGAUACUGACUGCAUUUAAGGGACCAAAUGUGUAUAUGCCACAAUCAAUAAAAAUAUAAGAUACGAACGGUCGACAUAUGAAACUUUAAUCCGUUCGUAUUUGUUAUGAAAUUAUUUUGUAUAUACUGCUGUUUUGAUUUGUGUGUUUUGAAUUUUGAUUUAUUUCCUUAAUAACAUACAUAAUGUUGAUUGUUUGAUUGCCAUUUAGUAAAAACAAUGCAUCACAAUUAUUAUUGUUACUAUUAUUAUUAUUAUUACUAUUAUUAUUAUUAUUAUUAUUAUUAUUAUUAUUAUUAUUAUUAUUAUUAGAAAUAGUAGAUGCAUAGCAGCAGCAGUAGUACUGGACGUAAUCAAUUGAUCAAUAAUUCAUAGUUUUAGAAAUAGUAGUAGUAUUUAUUACUAUGUAUUUUUAAUAUAAUUAUUGUAUUUUUAAAAAAUAUAAUUAGUGAUAUCACGUGAACAUGGGUAAUUGCGUGACAAAAAGUUCGUUACGUGUAUGUGUAAUUUGCUCAUUACCUCUCUAUUCUUGUAUAUAACGACGAGUUGUAUAUAUUGAUUGUUUGUGAUAUUUUAUAUAUUCUUCCUUUUUUCCUGAUGCAAUAUCUCAUGUUGAUGAAUUUGAA
This is a messenger RNA of Dreissena polymorpha, 4170 nucleotides long. RefSeq lists its product as uncharacterized. The transcript is spliced from 3 exons. NCBI's taxonomy places the organism in Eukaryota, Metazoa, Mollusca, Bivalvia, Myida, Dreissenidae. The record is from RefSeq and is a predicted model, not a curated record. Bases 513 to 1223 code for a protein of 236 amino acids.